Malaclemys terrapin pileata is the source of this 4872-nucleotide messenger RNA. It is a transcript of the gene SEPTIN9, whose product is annotated as septin 9. The record is from RefSeq and is a predicted model, not a curated record. Lineage: Eukaryota; Metazoa; Chordata; Testudines; Emydidae. The transcript has 12 exons. Gene Ontology annotation, molecular function: molecular adaptor activity; GTP binding; GTPase activity. The coding region runs from base 196 to 1968 and encodes 590 amino acids. Gene Ontology annotation, biological process: cytoskeleton-dependent cytokinesis. Gene Ontology annotation, cellular component: cell division site; microtubule cytoskeleton; septin ring.
UGCCCCUCAGCUGGAGCUCCCGGUGUGUGGAGCCAGCGUACAGGAGGAGUGCACUUCCCCUGGCUGAUCCCUGCCUGCGGGAACAACAGGACUAAGCCAGUCACACAUCACCCUGGGGAUUAGUCGCAGGAGCAACUUGGAACGCCAUCCCGGCACGGAAUUUUGUUCCUAUGUAACAUCCGCGACCGUGGCAGCAUGAAGAAAUCAGUCCACUCAGGAAUCGCCAGGACCUCCAGUGGGAGACUUCGGCGACUCGGUGACCCAACAAGUCCAACUCUGAAGCGAUCUUUCGAGGUCGAGGAGGUAGACCAGUCUCCAAACUCCUCCACACCGCAAAGACGGACCCCGAACCCUCUCCUCAGGUCCACCGUAUCCAGCUCCACACAGAAAUUCCAGGAUCUCAGUGCCAGGAAUUCAGAGGCACCUGCCAGACAUGCAGACUCUCCAGGCCAAAGGUCACCUAAGUCGUCUCUGAGGAGGGUGGAGCUCUCCGGACCCAAACUCCCUGAGCCUGUGUCACGAAGAACAGAAAUCUCCAUUGAUAUCUCAUCCAAGCAAGUGGAAAACUCCACUCCAGGGUUAUCAAGGUUCGGCCUCAAGAGAGCAGAGGGGCUGGGGCACAAACCCCCUGAGCCCACUCCAAGAAGGACUGAGAUCACUAUAGGCAAGCCUCAGGAGCCCGCUGUCCGGAGGAUGGAAGCCCCCACCUCAAAGAUCCCGGAGCUGCCCCAGCGGAGAGCCGACACAGCCAGUGCCCCUGUGCCGGACGUUGCCACCAAACGGGUAGAAAUCCAGGUGGCAAAGUCUCCAGAGGUCCCAGUCCCACCUGUCAGGCAAGUGGAGAAUUUGGAGCCUUCCUUGACCAGUCAACAUCUCCAACCAGAAUCAAAGCCGCAACCAGUAAUGGCUGAAAUCCCUCCAAAGAGUCCAGAGGGUCCAGAGGCAGUUCCCAGUUACACGCCCAGCAUGACAGACGCCCCCAGAGACGCCGGCCUCAAGCAGGCGGCACCACCACGGCCCGAAAAGCCGGCUCCCGACUUCAGCUACGUCGGGAUCGACGCCAUCCUCGAGCAGAUGAGAAGGAAAGCCAUGAAGCAGGGAUUUGAGUUCAACAUCAUGGUAGUUGGUCAGAGUGGCUUGGGGAAGUCCACGUUAAUCAACACCCUCUUCAAAUCCAAAGUCAGCCGGAAAUCCGUUCAGCCAGCUUCUGAAGAGCGGAUCCCCAAAACCAUCGAAAUAAAGUCGAUCACUCAUGAUAUUGAGGAGAAAGGCGUCCGUAUGAAGCUGACCGUCAUUGACACCCCAGGGUUUGGAGACCACAUCAACAAUGAGAACUGCUGGCAGCCCAUCAUGAAGUUCAUCAAUGACCAGUACGAGAAGUACUUGCAGGAGGAGCUCAAUGUUAACCGGAAGAGGCGGAUCCCAGACACCAGGGUGCACUGCUGUAUAUACUUCAUCCCAGCCACCGGCCAUGCCCUCCGACCGCUAGACAUCGAAUUCAUGAGACGCCUGAGCAAAGUGGUGAACAUCGUGCCAGUCAUCGCCAAAGCCGACACGUUAACGCUGGAGGAGAGAGACUACUUCAAAAAACGGAUCACGGCUGACCUGCUCUCCAAUGACAUUGACGUGUAUCCCCAGAAGGAGUUUGAUGAAGACUCUGAGGACCGGCUUGUGAAUGAGAAAUUCAGAGAAAUGAUUCCAUUUGCAGUGGUGGGCAGUGACCAGGAAUACCAGGUUAAUGGGAGAAGAAUUCUUGGAAGGAAAACAAAGUGGGGCACCAUUGAAGUUGAGAACACGACACACUGUGAGUUUGCUUAUCUGCGGGAUCUCCUGAUCAGGACACACAUGCAGAACAUCAAGGACAUUACCAGCGGCUUCCACUUUGAAGCCUACAGAGUGAAGCGGUUGAACGAGGGCCGGAGUGCGCUCUCCAACGGCGUGGCCGACCAGGAGGCCAACGAAAUGUAACCGUCUCGCUCCGUCGCCAGGACCCAACGCGCUCGCGCUCUCAUUUCUUCCCCUCCCCCCUUUAUUUUUAUAUAAUUCUUCUGCCACUGCCACCGUCCCCCUCCCCCGCGCUGCCGAUGUUAACUGACCAAAUAACCCGAUGCCGUAUCUAUCGUGAAAAGCGUGGUGACUGCCAGUCCCCUGGCGCUGCCCGCCUCGUGGCGCAGGGGUUCCGUUCUCAGCUCCUGUUGGGCGUAACGAGGGGCAGCUGGGUGGUUAGACAGGAUGGCAGGGGAGGGAGAAGGGAGGGGAGGAGAUGACUGUCCCAUGUCAGAAGUCAGGCCUUGGCUACACUGGCGCUGUACAGCGCUGCAACUUCCUGCGCUCAGGGGUGUGAAAACACACACCCCGAGCGCAAGUGCAGCGCUGUAAAGCACCAGUGUAAUCAGCGCUGCACGCUCGCUCGCAGCGCUGCAAGCUAUUCCCCUCGGAGAGGUGGAGUACUUGCAGCGCUGCGAGAGAGCUCUCUCGCUGGCGGCGCGACUACAGCCGCGCAGCGCUGUGAAUCCCCAAGUGUAGCCAAGGCCUCAGUCUCUAUUUAUUCUCUAACACUAGCCCAAAGUGUAACCCCAGGGUAGGUGGAAGAGCCCCCUCCUCGUGAAAGCCUGCUCCAACUAACUCUACCUGGCUUCACCAGGAGCUGGAGCGGGCCCCGAGGGUUGCUUUAUAAUGAAAUCCAAGCCAUUAGGUAGGGGUGAGUCUCCUCCUCCUUGCUCAUAGGAGCCGAUCAUGAAAUUAAUCUGAUUUCUCUCUCCUCCGUGUCUUGAAACGGCACCAUGGAGUGGGGCCGGGGGCUGCCUCGGAGAAGAGGCGGCCUGCCCUCCUUGCUGCCAUGCAUCAUGUCUGUAAAGAUCGUUGGAACCAGAUGGCUUUGCCCUGCGUCACGUGGCUCUUUUAUUUUCUCCUCCGUCCAUUAAAGGCAAGGCUUUCUCUAAGUAAACGUGGCCUUCAUAAGCGAGGUGCGGGCAUGAGGAUAGAUAGGGAAGGUGAUCACAAGCUUACCUCUGCCUCCUUUCUUCUGCCCCCAGCCCUGUGCCUAGCCAACCCACUCACUCCACUCCCUGUCACCUGCCUACAUGCAAUAAGCCAGGAAUGCCAUGGGGUGACUCACAGAUCUCUAAAUCCCAGCCCGCUCUGAGAGAAGUGCCUUUGAAUUCAGCUCCCAUGCAAUAGCUAGUUUGUCUGUGCAGCCUGCCAAAUGCCAAUUGAGAUGGACUCUUCAGAGAUUCUUCUUCCCAGUUUUUCCCUGUCACUCAGUGCUUGGAUCAUACCUAUGGCUGGUUUCCUGGGAACACUUGUGUAUUUAUUUUUAAUUCAGUGUCCUUGUUGAAGGCUCAGAGUACGUUUGUGUAUGAAGGGGGCUGAGAACAGAACCAUCUCUGCAAAGCACGGGCAGGGGGCCGGAAUUCUUUGUACUGUGUGACUUGUGUGUUUUAUUAGGUUUUAAAUAAGCCAGAGGAGGUUGUUGGAUCAAUUUGGUUUAUUCCUUUACCUGGGCAACUUAUAUGUACAUAGCCAGUUCCUUAAUCUGGCAGUGCUUUCUCUAGAGAAGCAUGUGCGUGCACACAGACCGAGCCCCGCAUGCCACACGCAUGUUAGAAGCCUUCAGCUGUAAGAAAGGCUAGGCUGGUAUCUCACGCAAGCUUUGUAGUAUAGGGUCCUUGAUCCCCAACAUGGUCUGUUGACUUAGAUCAGCUACCGUAAACGCCAAGUGUGCUUAAAUGAAACUCCAUGCAGGGACAGAACCACCCAUGUGCAAGUCGAUCUUCGAGCAGAGAUCCAACGCUCUGCCUUCAACUUCUGUCUAAAAGCCCAGCCCCAAAAUUCUGGUGCCUGCCCAACAUCACUUUUCUGACCACCCCCCCACACCCCGCCGUGGAGGUGUAAGACUGUGCCCAGAUUGUCUCCUCUUGGUGCUCCCACUAACUGGCAAAGGUGUCCCAACUUCCAGCCUCACGGAGACUCCUGCAGAGCCCCCUGAGGGAUGAGACCAGUUACACAUUUACAGUUGGUAGGAAGGUUUUGAAAAGGGAUGCUGUUCUCGCCUUGAUUCAGAGGCCCACACGCUCUUUUUCAUCAGUGGAGUAUCUGCAGACUGCUGCUGCUCCCCCCACAUCACUCUUCAGAGACCCAGCCAUAGAGGGUGCUCAGGGCUGCAUCCCUCCACGCCAUUUCCAGCUGUCUUACUAUCCGUGCCAGGCUGGUUGCAACAGGAACCCAUUGCAGGCGCAUUGAGUUUAGCAGGGCCCAAUUCCGCAUGAUAGCAGAGGGAAGUAGCAUCUUGCAAGAUCGCCCCCCUUCGUGCCUGCGUGGGCAGAUGUUCUAUACUGGUGGGUUUGGUUAUGGGACACAUGAUGUGUCUGUGCAGGUGUGUUUGCCUUGCAGGUAAAAUCCGUACUCCCCUUUAACUCUGUUUCGCCCCCCUCCUGGAAAAAAUGUAGGAAUUUUUACAGAGCUGUGUUAAGUUGAGGAAAAUGAAUUAUUUACUUGCUGACUUGCUAUAUUUUAGCAAAAACAAACUAUUGUGUAUUAACUGAAAAAUGUAUGAAUUUCAGGUGUUAAGAAGACUAUUAAAGGGGAGGGUAGAAAGUCUUUUCUGCGUGAUGCACUUCUGCAAUUAUCACCAUCUUAAACUCCUUUCCUAGACAGUAUCUCAAGCUGGGCCAAGCAAGACAUGCCGCUUUCUCCUUUGUAAUCUAAUUUUUGGGAAAAAAAAUGUUUAAAAAAAUUAAUCCAGAUCUAUUAAAUAUGGCCUUUUGGGUGUUAUAUGCAUUAUGACAAAUUUAGUCCUUUUUUGUAUAAAUAAUAGUGUUUAAUAUGUAUUUCCCAAAAUAAAUGUUUCAAAUGCAAAUGGAAAGAGGCUUA